Molecule: messenger RNA, 401 nt
Organism: Nestor notabilis (Kea)
Lineage: Eukaryota; Metazoa; Chordata; Aves; Psittaciformes; Psittacidae
Gene: IGFBP4
Product: insulin-like growth factor binding protein 4
Exons: 3
Biological process (GO): regulation of insulin-like growth factor receptor signaling pathway
Cellular component (GO): extracellular region
Molecular function (GO): insulin-like growth factor I binding; insulin-like growth factor II binding
Source: RefSeq, a predicted model, not a curated record
AGAAAGAGGAGAUCGACCACCCCAACAACAGCUUCAGCCCCUGCAGCAUCCAUGACCGCAAGUGCCUGCAGAAGCAGCAGGCGAAGCGGGUCAACAAUGGCAACAAGAUGCGCAACAGCGGGAGCCCAUACCACCGUGAGGAGACACGGCCCAUAGCACAGGGCUCGUGCCAGAGCGAGCUGCACCGGGCGUUGGAGCGGCUGGGCGGCCCGGACCUGUACGUCACCCCCAUCCCCAACGGCGACCGCAAUGGCAACUUCCACCCCAAGCAGUGUCACCCGGCACUGGAUGGGCAGCGGGGCAAGUGCUGGUGUGUGGACCGCAAGACCGGGGUAAAGCUGCCGGGCUUCCUGGAGCUGAAAGGAGACUUGGACUGUCACCAGCUGGCAGACAGCAUGUGA